Molecule: messenger RNA, 3227 nt
Organism: Vigna unguiculata (cowpea)
Lineage: Eukaryota; Viridiplantae; Streptophyta; Magnoliopsida; Fabales; Fabaceae
Gene: WTF9
Product: Ubiquitin carboxyl-terminal hydrolase family protein
Molecular function (GO): RNA binding
Source: RefSeq, a predicted model, not a curated record
AGGGGUGUGAGAUUGGUAAUUGUGGAGGUGUGCGAGGAAGUAAACAAACUCAACAAAAAUAAGACAUAAGGGUGCGGGUAAUUAAAACGGGGGUGUAUGAAGAACAAUAAAACAGACCCAAUUGAAAUAAAAAAGGGGUGCUUGUCGUAUGGACGGGGGUGUGCGAAGAAAAAGAAAAGCCAAGACACUUUAUUCUCUCAAAGAAAGGAGAAAAGAAAAACGAAACCCUAAACUCUCCUGCAGCCCCUUCUUCUCGACGCCACACAACUCCAGCCCUGGGACGCGCGUCUACUCAACCUCAAACGCCAGCGACGACGGCGGCCACCGCUGACAGAGCUGCCGGCGCUUGGGUCACUGUCUCGACCUCAUUUUUUCCUUUUUUCGCGAGCGCUCCUUCGUUCUCGUGUUCUGUGUGCGAGGCUCCGCAUCUUGUCCUCCAAACACGAGUCACUCUCUCGCAAGCUUCCCGUGCUUCCGGAGCCACCGGUGAUGAUGCCAACCGCUGCCGGAAGUGUCGCCGGCCUCCGUUGCGUUCCAAGCCUCUCAUUCUUCUUCUCGCACGAGCCACGCUAAGUCUGGAACACCGCGAGCCCCGCUGUCGCGCCCCCAGUCGUGAUUGAAGCCGCUGCUGCUCAGCCUGUUCGAAGUUCGACCCGCCGCCGGCGAUUUUCUCUCUUCUCUGCUUCUCCGUUUCAAUUUGUGCUUGGGUGUGAAUGAUUGGGAAACAGAUUUGUAUUUGGGUGUGAAUGGAGAUUCUCGAUUUUUUUAUUUUGGUUUUAUGCAGAUGCGAGAAUAUGGUGAUGGGUUAUUUUCGUGUUGUUGGUUUGGUGUUCGUGUUAGGUGUGGCGUUGAAUGGGAUGCUGCGGGGUUAGAAUGGAGAACAGGUUUGAGGUUGAAGUGAAGACGUCAAUGAGGGGAUGUGCACGUGGAUGCUUUCUUGGGUCUCUGUUUCUUGUGCAGGUGAAUGAUCAAGAAAGAAGUUAACUGAUGAUGGAAAGGAGCGUGAUAGUGAUGGAAGAGGCGAUGGUGGGUUUUUGGAGAUGAUUAUUAGCAAAGAAGAUGAAGGAUGAAAUGGCUUAUUUGGAGGUUCUCGUUGGCCGAAAAGUAUGAAAAUGGCAGGGAUAGAUGGAUGGGAUUCGUAACUGUGGUGGUUCAGUUGGGUAGUGAGCAUAUCGUUUCUCGCAUUCGAACAACAACAGGGCAUAUAACAUAUUUGAAAGAUGCAACAAAUCUCACACACAACCACAGCAUGUUAUUCAAAUUUACUUCUAUUCCGGCAAUUUUCCUUGUUCAAAUUUAUUUUGGCGUUCUUUCUGUUGGUCCCUGUUUUGGAUUUGCAGCACAUUAAAGUUGCGAGCAAUUAGUUAUUUGCUUUCUAUUUAUUAUGGAUUUUUCUUUUUCCCUCUUAUCCUCUCCCGUUGUUAUUUCCUAUGUUAACUGACAAUUGCUUAUAGGCUUUGGCUCUGUUUUGGAAUGUGCAUCAUGUUUGUUAACUAUUUUACAAUCAUCGUUGGAUUAUUGUAUUAGAGCAUUGUUCUUUUAUUCUAAUUUUUACCUAAUCAUUACCUUUUCUUUAAUCUUCUUCAGGUCUCCCUCUCUUUCUCUACUUUUUCCUAGUCAAUAAUAUGCGCUCUCUCAAGGAAUAGUUCUCAAUCACAAACCCACGUAUUUUUAUUAGCUCCAUCGUUCAUCUCAUUAGAAACUUUGCCUUGAAGUUUUUUCUCUCCAUGAUUUUCAACUUUAAGAAAUCUGCAGUCAAAGCAGUUAAACUCUCCUAUAAAUAUAAGGUCCAGAGUCUUCCCUUCUUGUACUUCCAGAGGUACAGUUAUGUGAAUGUGUAUAUGAAAUGGAAAAAGGAUUCAUACUUUGACUCAAUUGAGCACAUCCACGAGUCCAUUCAGCUCAAGCCUAUCAUUGCCCUGAAGGACUGCAUUGUCCAGGAUCCCAAUGGGUGCAUUCCUAUCUCCGCAGUGACAAAGAGGGGGUUAGAGUUAGGUGUGCCCAUGAAGGUUGCAAGAUUUCUGAGGCAAUAUCCAUCCAUCUUUGAAGAGUUUACUGGUCCCAAAUACAAUCUUCCUUGGUUCAGGUUGACACCGGAAGCUGCUGAGAUUGACAAGGAUGAGAAGAGAGUAUAUGAAGAAUGCAGCAGGGAGUUAAAGUCCAGGUUGAGGAAGAUGAUAUUGAUGACCAGAGAGAAUGUUCUACCUUUGAAGAUAAUUCAAGGGAUGCAGUGGUAUUUGGGGUUGCCUAAUGAUUUUCUGCAGCACCCUGAGCAAAAUCUUGAUGAAUCUUUCAAGUUUGUAGAGAUGGAAGAUGGAUUGAAAGGGUUGACUGUUGACAGUGGAGAAAAGAUUUAUUCUGUAAUGGAGAAAACUGCCAUGAAAAGAGGUUUGUACACCGGGGGUCCAAUGGAAGCCAUUGAAUUUCCACUUUACCCAUCAAAGGGUUUAAGGUUGAGGACGAAGAUCGAGAACUGGCUACAUGAAUUUCAGAAGGUUCCUUAUAUUUCACCUUAUGAUGAUUUUUCAAGCUUCGAUCGAAAUAGUGACAUAGUUGAGAAAAGACUUGUAGGAGUUCUUCAUGAACUACUUUCCCUUUUUGUUGAGCAUUCAGCCGAGAGGAAGAAGUUGUUUUGCCUCAAGAAGUAUUUGGGUUUACCACAGAAAGUGCAUAAAGCGUUUGAGCGACAUCCCCAUAUGUUUUAUCUAUCUUUCAGGAACAAAACCUGUACAGUCAUUCUAAAGGAAGCUUACAGCAAUAACUCGGGUAUUGAGAAGCAUCCUCUAUUGAGGGUAAGGAAGAAGUACAUCAAGUUGAUGAAGGAAUCAGAAGUGAUUUUAAGGAACAGGAGGGUGAAUAAUCGACUUUAUAAUUGUAACGCAGAAUUGGAUUUAGAUUCAAAUAAUCUAAAUGAAAGGGGACAUGAUAUGACAAGUUGCUCUUUGGAACAAUGAGGAAAAAUGGAGUAAUGUUGGGUGUUGGUUUGUGUGGUGGGUGGUGAAGGAGAAGGAAAUUUGGGAAAGAAGAAUGAAGGUCUGUAAGAGGUGCUAUUCGUGCGAGGAAGAAAGAAGAAAAUGAGGAAAUUUUAUUUAUGAAGUUAUGCAUAUAAUAAGUCACAAUUUAACUUCUGUAUAUUGUUAAAAUAUAAUAUUUACAUCAUUUAAAGUUUUUGUAAUAAAAUAUUUAACUUCCAUAUUCUGAUUAUACCAUUUUUACUUUCAUGAAAA